Aspergillus novofumigatus IBT 16806 is the source of this 3084-nucleotide messenger RNA. RefSeq lists its product as uncharacterized. NCBI's taxonomy places the organism in Eukaryota, Fungi, Ascomycota, Eurotiomycetes, Eurotiales, Aspergillaceae. The coding region runs from base 1 to 3084 and encodes 1027 amino acids. The transcript has 10 exons. Gene Ontology annotation, molecular function: helicase activity. The record is from RefSeq and is a predicted model, not a curated record.
AUGUCAACAACUAUAGGAAGCAGCAGUAAUCAACAGGUUAAAUUAGCGCAGAUUCAUUUAGGUUCUGUAAGAUCCGUGGUUCGUGAUUCAUCUUCCUUCCAUACAACAUCAAUCGUCAUUCUUGCCUCUCACACAGUCUUCCAUCCCCCAUCAUCAUCUCUUGUCCCCGCUCACAUCGUUUUCGCGAACCCUCGCGCUAUCAUGGAACUCAAGUAUUUCCCUAAAAGUACGCUGGUUCCCUCGUGGACACUAAGGGAAAAACUAACGGAACACUCCUACCGUCUUUCCAAGAAAGACGCCGAUGAAUACGAAACUACCCCGAGUGCUAGUGCGACCUUUAAAUGCCAGAAUCUUGAGAACCCUGCCCAGGAGGCCCUUAUGAAGAUCCAUAUCCAAGUCCCUUAUAGUGGCACAGAGUUCCGCCCCUCAAGUGUUUGCGGCACUCAAGCAUCUGCUAACAUCCCAGAAGACUUAGAGGAAUAUAUCGAGGCUCUUUGGCGCCUUCGUGACUGCAAGUUCACACCUAAUCUUCUAGAGCAUAAAGUGGAUGUCCAAGAUGAGGACGGACUUGUUCCACACGGCUGGAGCAUCUAUUUGCUCGCCACGGCCGUCCCUGGAAUUCCACUUGCUAUAGAGGGCUCCCGGUACGAAUAUGAAAACCAACUCACGUUCCUCAUUCCAGACGGGGAGUUUUGGAAGAACCUGGAUAGACCCACCCGAGAUGAGAUUAGAACUCAAUUUGAAGCUGCCUACAAGUAUUUCCGCACUAAUCCACUGAAGCCAAGACUAAUUCCUUCAAACAGCGACAUCACUGCAAAGGGGGUCCUAUGUGGCUUAGCAACGUUACGAGACAUCUACUGGGAUUCGAGAUCAUCACUAAUUCAUCUCUCAUACAGGACGAUCAACACCCAAUUCAAGCCUUUCGGUGACAAAGUCACUAUCAUAUGCCGUUGGCAGCAGGCAGCAGACAGCCGCUCCUUGGCUCAUGGUGGAAAUACUACCAUCGGGAUGAAGCUCAUCACCAAGGUCCAAGUCAUUUUCCGUGUGCCUAAGCGCUCAGGGCCACCGACGGAAUGGACGGCUAGUGGGUUCACAGUGCCUGGAUACAUAGAGGACGAAGCCCCUGGCGCCAUUCAGAUCGCCCUUUACGGUCCACGUCUCGGGAAACUCUUGAACACCGACCAGGACAAUGUCAGCGUCCAACAUCCCGGGACCCUCAGGUUCGAGAUCAAUCAGGCGCCGAUCAAAAGGUCCAUCAACGCACUCGCAAAGCUCAAGGCUAACGAGAAUGAAGUUGCGGGAGGGUUCCCGCCUUUGCUCAACCAUGAGCCCAUUAAGCUAAAGCAGUGGAAUGCCGAGCAGGUCAACGUGUUUCGGUAUCUGCGUAAGACAAAGGCGGGUUGCUCAAUCGUAGAGGGGUUUCCAGGAUGUGGCAAGACCACAGUCCUCGCCGCCAUUGCCAUCUUCUUCCGUCUUUGUGGGUUUGACAUACUCCUAGUUGGACCGAGCAACGCAGCCGUGGAUGCUCUAACUAGAGAGUUCAAGCAACUGGGACCUAAUCUAGACUAUGUCCGUGUGCGCCGCGGCGAAGUCGAGAAACGUUCCAGAUUGACCGCUAACCCCGGAGAAACUGAUGAUGGUGAUGAGGAACGCGCAGAGGUUGAAAGACACUCGGCUUUGAUGGGUCUGCUCAUGACUCUGAAGCAAUCUCGCUCUCAGAAAGUGGAAGGAAAUCUGGAGCAGAGCGUGUUAUCUUACGUUCAGCGUAAAUGUAACACUGCACUUGCUGCUGGAGAGGAGUUUCUGGUAAAUGUCGCUAAGUCUGUCCCAAAGAAUCAGACAACCACUCCUGAAGGCGCCGAACCUGUCUCGACGGAUGACUUGCAAAAUGCCUAUCGCAUGGUUCAAGAGUACCUCAGCCAGCCGAAGGUCCCCCGGCCCAAGGAAGCGUCCGACAAUGAUCUUGAGCAAUGGUCCAAGAGAGAAACUGCAUUCAAGAAAUCAUAUGACGCGGUUUCUGAACUCAUAGUUCAAGAGGCUCAUGUGUUUGCUUGCACGAACAAUCCAGAGGGGACUGAUCUUGUCAGACGAAACUUUGGUGCCAAUGGGAAAGGGAUCAUCAUUAUCGCAGAUGAGGAUGGCCAACCCACAGAACCCGACGCCAUUAUCCCCCUAGUCUCUCUCGAUAAUGCACGCAAGGUCGUCGGAAUGAUUCGAGGAGGAGAUCGGCAUCAGCUCCCACCAUUAGUCAUAACAUCGACUGAAUCUCCUGGGUACAAUGAGUUCGGCGCUCAGAUCGGGAAAUCACUUUUCAAUACACUCCGUUGCGCCAGAUUUCCAGUGGUCAUUGUGUCUCAACAACAUCCCAUGCAUCGUCGUCUUUCUAAAUUCCCUUCCGACUUCACAUACGAAGGGAAAAUGACAAACGAUCCAUCUAUGAAAUCAAUUACACUGAGUCCAGUGUUUUCUCAGAAACUUCUCGAAUGGCUCAAGCUCAAAGCCGACGAUGUCGAAUUCAGGAAUGGGAUGGAGCUUAUCGGGCUUGACGUGAGCGAUGGGAAGGUGGUGAUCAACCCUACGACAUAUUCAAGAUCCAAUGCCCGCAACGUUGCAGUAGUGAUGGAUCUCAUUGAGAAUCUCAUUACUGCAAACGCACUCAAUGAAAAAGGCGUACAUCGAUGCAAUGCUCAACCUUUCGCGCAAACUCGACAUUGCUUGGGAGGACAUGGUUUCUGUGUUUACGGUGGAAUGCAGGGUAACCAAGCCGAUAUCGUCAUCGUCGACUGGGUCGUUACCUCUGGAGAACCGCGUGACUUGGGCUUCUCCUCUGAUAAUCGCCGCGCAAAUGUCGCUCUGACCAGCGCACGUGCAUGUCUCAUUGUUGUUGCCAACGGUGCAAUCAUCAACAACAACCGACUGGACGGGGAUGAGAGCAAGGAGAAGGUGCCUCCAGAACUCUUGGUCCAUUGGAAGCACUUGCUGGACAAUGAUCUCAUUGUGCCAUGCUCUGUUGCUCAGCCUAACACCCCUACAGAUGACACUGCAGUCGCUUAUGUCGAUGGCGGCGCUUCUGCUGAGUGGUAG